This is a messenger RNA of Leptidea sinapis, 2865 nucleotides long. RefSeq lists its product as uncharacterized. Lineage: Eukaryota; Metazoa; Arthropoda; Insecta; Lepidoptera; Pieridae. The record is from RefSeq and is a predicted model, not a curated record. Gene Ontology annotation, cellular component: cytoplasm. Gene Ontology annotation, biological process: negative regulation of protein kinase activity; neurotrophin TRK receptor signaling pathway; negative regulation of TOR signaling. Bases 117 to 1229 code for a protein of 370 amino acids. The transcript has 7 exons.
UUCUUGUAACUUGUUACUGUUAGUACUUGUUUAUUUGUUCUGAUUCGAUUUGGUCCUAUGAUACAAAAUUUAUACAGUAGUUCACUGGUCAUAAAGCAGCAGUUAAUUAGUUAAAAAUGGCUUUCUUUGCUUGUAAAUGUUUGAACAUUGUAUUGCAAAGCGAUAAAAUUGACGAAAUUACUGAUAUCGAACGUUUGGAACUCUCAGCUUCCGAACAAAGAGAUAUUUUUUUCUGUGAGAAAUUGAUAUCAUGUCCUCUAAAUCUUCUAAAAUGUAUUGUGGUUCAGCCUGCUCUUGUUGGAAAACGGACUAUUGGCCAGUGGAUUUUAGAAACAUGCUUAUCUUGUGGCCAAUCAGUUGAUGCGAAACUACAUGACAAGGAACAAGUGCUUAUAAAUAAAUCAUUACAGACUACACAGGAGAACAUCAAUAAUUUGAAAAAAUCAAGUAAUUACUCACCUGUCUUCAACUUACUACUUCCUGAUGUGACAAAUGAUGUGGAAAUGAAAGAAAAUAUUAAUGAUGUUAAUAACCAAAUAAUCUAUGAACCAAACUCUCUACCAUCAAUGGCCAUUAUUGGUUUGAGGAAACAGCUCAAUCAGACAUUGCAGAAACAGAUAGAGAUGAUAGAGGAAAGUGUAAGGCAAUUCAAAGAUCAAAAAUAUGCAGAAUAUGAUGCAUUCAGAGAAAGAGCACAAAAGGACCAUAAAAUUUUAGCUAGUAUUAUAAGCAAAGCCAGAAGCAAUAUGGAGAGUGAUAUCUGGAUGGACAGUACCACUAAUGACAAUGGCCCACCUUCACCACUUGUACCACCUCUUCAAAGACGUAGGCUCUCUUCACUAAAAGAUGCAAAGAAGUACACUAACAACCUGGUAAAGGCAAGUCAACAAAUAUCGCAUGAAGAAGAUUCGUUAGAUGCGGAAGAUAUAUUUGACUUAGAAGGAACCGACUCACGGAAUAUGGGUUCAGAUUGUGAUGACUAUGAAUGUGAAUCGGAAGACAGUAAUGACGAGGGCAUCCAGAUAACACGCGGCCGCGCCGUGACCUCAGAGAUGGCACGCUCGCUGCCCAUAGACAUGCCGAAGUUCCCCCAGGAGCGGCGGGCUCGUGCUGAUAUUGAUGAUCAUGAACAAACACAAGAUAUAGCAGCCAGUAUCAAGGCACUCGCUCGAUCCGUCCAUAGUGACGUAUUCGAUCUGCCCAGACCUCGCUUCUCCACACAGAUCUAGCGAGCUUCGCCAAAAUAUUAUCCCUACAAAUGUCGUAUUCAUAGAUCAACUUACGUGUGUUUUUGUGACGUAAAUAUGAUUGCGAUCGGUAACAGGGAGCUCAAAUGUUAUAUGCUCAAAUCCAUAGGGUUUAGCGAACAGUACAAAAUGAUAAGACUAAGACUAAUAUGAUCUCACAAAUAUUAUAAAUAUACUCCAAAGCAAUUAAUGAAUUACAACGUCUUUUUGGUCUGCAUUGCCUCCAAUAAAAAGGCUUGGCAUUUGUCGAUAUUAACCGAAUGCAGCUAGUUAGGAACUUUAUCCCACUUCUGAUGUGAGAAGACAGAAGUAUAUAACGUAAACAAAAGGUUUGGUAAGGACAUAAACAAAUAUAAUUUGGAAACAAUAUAUAUUAACAACCAACACUCAUUAGAGUAUUAAAAUGUUGGAAAAGUUUUUCUCAUAACGAGGUAUCUAAAUAUCGAUAAGUAAUGGCCUUCACUAAAGUCGCAAUUGUGUUUACGUCCUAGUAUUUAGUGUAUAAGGACAAGACCUACUCCUGACCCGAAGUCAAUAUUAUAGUGUUGUGCAUAGUGAUACUCCGUGCUUCAGACGUUGUACAAGUUGGUGCUUUGAAGAUGUGAUCUGUGACCCUCACCCCCAUACAUAUAAUGCUCCUUAAUAGCAUUUAGUGAUACGACAAUAGCUCUAACGACUUGCACAUAACUAUGCCAUGUAGAUUACUGAUUCGUUUAGUUAAGAUUAUGAUGUUUUUAUGUACAUACAAAGUCUUUAUGUAAAAUUUUUAUACUAUGACUAUUAUAACUAUAUUAGGUCAUGCUCCAAUAUAAAUUUAGUAUGUAAGCGAGAGGCUAUUGAAUGUUGUUAUUAUUUACAUAAAUAACCAAAAAGUCUUUAUUAGAACUCGUUAAAGUGCAGAUUGUCUGAAUGAAUACAUACCGUACGGAGCCUAAUUCAUGUGGUAAGUUAGAACGGUAUUGUCGAUAUCGCGCGCUCCCUCGCACUUUCCGCCGUAAGGGGCAUAGAGGGACGCUAAUAAACGUUGACCAUUUGUUAAAUUUUCUUCCAUCACCAGCACCGUUGGUGUGGUUUUGUUUAGAGCUCAGGAUGAAUGUUUUAUUUCAUCUUCAUGACUGGCGUGAUUGUAUGUUUGUUUCAACAUCUAAGUCAUAUUUUAUCUGUUAACGAUUGUUGCGUUAUUAAUAAGUCGAGAUUGUAAAAAAAAAAUAUAACUAGUCUGUAGGGUCACGAUAAAUCAUUAAAAAUCUAGAUAUUGUAUAUAAGAUCCAUUUUAUUAUUUGGUAUUGGACGGUGUAGAACUCCCCGAUAUUUUUAUAUCUAAUAUUUUGAAUGAAACCGCAGCUGGAACUGAGUAGAAAUGGAGUGGGCUUCGGUGGCGUAUAGUGUAUGUAAGCGUAUGGUUUUUAAUUGUUUUACACAAGUAUGUGAUUUGAUACUCGUGCACACUUAACGCCGGUGUCUUCCAACAGCACUGUUUUCAGGUUUUGUGUUAUUAUUGUGAUGCCGACUUGAGUCUUGUUUUCUUAUAUAUGUGUUGGUGUGACGAUAUUGAGAAGGAUAUUGAAUGUAUUGAAUCUUAGUUAUGUACCUAUGUAAUAAAAAAAUACGAAAUUAA